Rattus rattus (black rat) is the source of this 770-nucleotide messenger RNA. It is a transcript of the gene Guca1b, whose product is annotated as guanylate cyclase activator 1B. Gene Ontology annotation, biological process: visual perception. Gene Ontology annotation, molecular function: calcium sensitive guanylate cyclase activator activity; calcium ion binding. The coding region runs from base 95 to 700 and encodes 201 amino acids. The record is from RefSeq and is a predicted model, not a curated record. The transcript has 4 exons. Gene Ontology annotation, cellular component: photoreceptor inner segment; cone photoreceptor outer segment. Lineage: Eukaryota; Metazoa; Chordata; Mammalia; Rodentia; Muridae.
UGAAACGACUGCUCAGAGCAAGGAGAGAGGAGCCUAAGGUCAGCGGAGGACUUGGACGAGGCACCCCGCCUGGCUCCCUCGAAUUCUAGAAGCCAUGGGACAGCAGUUCAGCUGGGAGGAGGCGGAGGCUUCCGGGGAGAUGGAUGUGGCGGAGCUGCAGGAGUGGUACAAGAAGUUUGUCGUGGAGUGUCCCAGCGGGACGCUCUUCAUGCACGAGUUCAAGCGCUUCUUCAAGGUCACUGGUAAUGAGGAGGCCACCCAGUAUGUGGAGGGCAUGUUCCGAGCCUUCGACAAGAAUGGGGACAACACCAUUGACUUCCUGGAGUAUGUGGCGGCCCUGAACCUCGUGCUGAGGGGUACCCUGGAACACAAGCUCAAGUGGACCUUCAAGAUCUACGACAAGGACCGCAAUGGCUGCAUUGACCGCCUGGAGCUACUGGACAUCGUGGAGGCAAUCUACAAGCUGAAGAAAGCCUGCCGAGCAGAGCUGGACCUGGAGCAGCAGGGCCAGCUGCUCACGCCUGAGGAGGUUGUGGACAGGAUCUUCCUCCUGGUGGAUGAGAAUGGAGACGGUCAGCUGUCUCUGACGGAGUUCAUUGAAGGCGCCCGUCGGGAUAAGUGGGUAAUGAAGAUGCUUCAGAUGGAUGUCAACCCCGGCGGCUGGAUCACUCAGCAGAGGCGGAGAAGCGCCAUGUUCUGAGAACCCGGGGUCCCUGCAGGGGCCCACACUCCCCUCCAAGACGCCUCCAGGGUCCCCCAGGUUUAUAACG